This is a messenger RNA of Closterium sp. Naga37s-1, 2994 nucleotides long. Lineage: Eukaryota; Viridiplantae; Streptophyta; Zygnematophyceae; Desmidiales; Closteriaceae. The record is from the annotation of a GenBank genome assembly.
AUGGCUGCGACUCUUUCCUCCUCGGCAUCCGCCACCCUUCGCUCCCUCUCUAUCCCAGAGGGAAGCACAUUCUCCUCUUCCUCCCGGACGGCAAUCCCUGGGUUUUCCGGCCUCAAGGCCCAGAAGGCCCUUUCCGCCUCUGCUCAAACAUGCACCUGCAUGACGUGCGCGAAAUGCGGUAACCGUCUCACAGGCGUCGUCGCCAUGGCCAGCGGCGACAACCAGUUCGCGAGCGUCUCCCAGUCCACCGCCGCUCCCGCCGCUCCUGCCGCCACCGCCCUCCUCCCCGCCAUCGUCGGCGCCGGCGCUCUGGGCGCCGCGACCUACGUCGCCGUGAAGAAGCUCACCGCGUCUCCCGCCGCCGCUCCCGCCGCACCCGCCCCCUCCUCUCCUGCGGUCACCAGCGUGCCGCCCAGCGGCAUCGUGCCCCGCGCGAAGCACGCGGCGGCGUCGGCGCUGUCGACGAUGGCGACGACGUUCCCGUCGGCGAUGCAGGAGGAGGCGUUCCUGAAGGCCGUGGCGGUGGAGCUGGCGAAGCUGGGGUUCCGCAAGGACAACGGCAUUGCGCUGGUGAACACGUGCCGCGACGAGGUGUGCCGGCCCGUGGUGAGCAUCAUCGACCGCGAGUUCGGGCUGAGCUUCAACAUCUCGGGGCUGGGCGGGCUCGUCAACUGCGGCAAGGUCGGCUUCGGAGCCGCCAUGAGCCACUCGCCCGAGUUCCCCUGCGACGUCGACGGCAACCUCAAGGAGCGAUACAUCUUCUUUGCGUUCCCGCACGUGUCCAUCGGCGAGUCGGGCGAGGUGGGGUCGCUGCUGCGUCGCGGUCGCGGCAAGGCGUCGAGCGCGUGCGGAGCGUUGAUCGCCAUCAACAACGACAUCAACAACGGCGUGGCGCCCAGCAUGGAUAGCGACGACCCCGAGUACACGCUGCUGCGCAAGAAGAUCAUGACUAAGGUGUCACCGGGCGGCAACCAGUCGCUGGUGGACGUGACGCGCGCGGCGCUGGCGGCGAUCAACGAGGACUUGGAGAAGCUCAUCUCGCUCACGGUGAACCCCGCCACGGCGGACUACGCCGUGAUCACGGGCGUGCAGAUCCACUCGGGCGACCAGAUUCCCGGCCAGCCCUUCCGCAUCGAGCGCACCUGCGACUACAUCGCGCCCGACAAGAUGUACGCCGUCGUGCGCGGCCAGAACGCUUUGCCCACCUCGCGACCCUCGCCCAUCGCCCGACGCCCUCGCCGCCUAGCCGACCGUCGACCUCGCUUCCCUCGCCCAUCGCUCUCGCUUCCCCCGCCAGUCGCUCUCGCUUUCCCCGCCUACCACCCUCGCGGAAGCCCGUCCCCCUCGCCGCUUCCCCGCCCGCCGCCCUCGCUUCCGCCCGUCGCCCUCGCAUCUGCCCGUCACCCGCCCUUCCGCCCGCCGUCCAUCCUUCCCCUCGUCGCGCUCCCUUCCGCCCGUCGCCCUCCCUUCUUCUCGUCGCCCUCCCGUCCUCCCGUUGCCUUCCCUUCCGCCCUCCGCCCUUCCUUCCCCUCGUCGCGCUCCCUUCCGCCCGUUGCCCCCCUUCGUCUCGUCGCCCUCCCUGCCGCUCGUCGCCCUCCCUCCCGCGAGUCCCCUCGCAAUCCCCGUCUAUCUAUCUCCCCCGUCGCCCUCGGUUUCCCCGCCGCCCUCCCAUCCACUCCUCGUUGCCCUCGCCAUCCCUCCCUUCUCCCUUCUCAUCUCGCACACUUGUCACCCCCCCUUUCCAACCCGCACAUACACCCUUCCCUCUCCCCAAUAAUCGCCUUUCACCCCCACACUGCUUACCUCUCUCCCUCUUCCCCCCAUCAAUUGCCCUGCUCCCCACCGUCCUCCCCCCAGCUCUCUCCCCGGCAUCUCUCCCGCUCCCCACGUCCUCUUCCCUGUUUCCCCGUUUGCUCGCUCUGUUUCACCCUUGCUCACUCUGUUUCACCCUUGCUCACUCUGUUUCACCCUUUCUCGCUCUGUUUCACCACUGCUCCCCAACCCCCUUCUCUUCUCACUCUCUUCCCCCUUGCUCCCUCUCUUCACUUCUGCUCACUCUGUUUCCCACUGCUUCCUCUCUUCCCCCCUUCUCACUCUGUCCCCCGCUGCUUCUUCUCUUCCCUUCUGCUCACUCCUUUUACUGUCUUUUCCCCUUCACUCACCCCCCCCUCCCCCAAUGCAGGGUACAGAAAUGAUGAAGGGAGGAAUGGGAAAAUAGAGAAAGGGAGGAAGGGAGGAAGGAUGGGGUGUGGAGGAGAUGGGGUGGGGCGGAGUUGGUGGAAUGGGGAGUGGGGUGGGGCGGAGAUGGGGUGUGGAGGAGAUGGGGUGAGGAGGAGAUGGGGUGAGGAGGAGAUGGGAAGCACGGCGGGAGUGGCGGGGCGAGUGGAAAGGGACGGGAGGGACGGGGAGAUGAGGGAUGGGGAGAUGAGGGAUGGGGAGACGAGGGAUGGGGAGAUGAGGGAUGGGAGGAUGAGGGAUGGGGAGAUGAGCGACGGUAAGAUGAGAGACUGGGAGUUGUGGGAUGGGGAGGGAAGGGAGUGGGAGGCGGGGAUGGGGAGGUGUGGGAUGGGGAGGGAAGGGAGUGGGAGGCGGGGAUGGGGAGGUGUGGGAUGGGGAGGGAAGGGAGUGGGAGGCGGGGAUGGGGAGGUGUGGGAUGGGGAGGGAAGGGAGUGGGAGGCGGGGAUGGGGAGGUGUGGGAUGGGGAGGGAAGGGAGUGGGAGGCGGGGAUGGGGAGGUGAGGUAUUAGAUAUGAGGGAUGGGGAGGAGAGGGAUGGGGAGACGAGGGAUGGGGAGACGAGGGAUGGGGAGAUUAGUGAUGGGGAGAUGAGGGACGGGGAGAUGAGGGAUGGGGAGAUGAGGGACGGGGAGAUGAGGGAUGGGGAGAUGAGGGACGGGGAGAUGAGGGAUGGGGAGAUGAACGCGUAUGCGACGGGAGCGAGGAAUGCCUUCUCGGUCGAGGGGAGGGUGCGUGCGUGUGUGACGGCAGGGAGAUGA